GAAGUUUAAAAUAAUAUCUUUAAAUACGAAAUAAAUAUAAUUUGACUUGUCACUUGACCAUUGACUUAUCAAGUUUUUGCAAUUACAGCAAUAGUUAUUUAAGUUUAUUAGUGAGCAAUUAAAUCGGUUCAUCAAUAAAAUUAUUACAUUCGGACUAAUAUGGCUAAGUUAGAGUUACUACAAUCUAUAAAUGCCCACAAGGGCAUUGUGUGGAAUGUCUCAUGGCAUCCAAAUGGAAAUAUAUUUGCCUCAUGUGGAGAGGAUAAAGUUAUUAACUUAUGGAGCAAGGAAAAUCAAGGGUGGGCUGUGAAGACUAUGUUAGUGGAUGGUCACCAAAGGACUAUAAGAGAAGUUGCGUGGUCUCCUUGUGGAAAUUUUUUAGCAUCUGCUAGUUUUGAUGGCACUACAGCUAUAUGGGAUAAAAAGAGUGGUCAAUUUGAAUGCAAUGCUACAUUGGAGGGACAUGAAAAUGAAGUAAAAAGUGUAGCAUGGUCACCUUCUGGGCAGUUGCUGGCUACCUGCGGUAGAGAUAAAUCAGUAUGGGUCUGGGAAGUGGCUGGUGAUGAUGAGUAUGUUUGUGAAGCAGUACUUAAUGCUCACAAUCAAGAUGUGAAAAAAGUUGUAUGGCACCCAUCUCUUGAAGUAUUGGCAUCUGCUUCUUAUGACAAUACAGUCAAAAUAUAUAAAGAGGAUCAAUUGGACAGUGACUGGAAUUGUGUAGCAACUCUAGAGUCGCAUGAGACUACUGUAUGGAGUUUAACUUUUGAUAAAACAGGAGAGAGAUUAGCCACAUGCAGUGCUGAUAACACUGUCAAAAUAUGGAAGGAAUAUAAACCUAAUAAUGAGCUAGGUGUUAGUGUUUCUAAAGAGUCAUCUUGGAAAUGUAUUUGUACAUUAUCUGGUUACCACACACGAACAAUAUAUGAUAUAGCUUGGUGUCAUCAUUCUGGUCUAAUAGCUACUGCAAGUGGUGAUGAUAUUAUCAGAAUAUUUAAAGAGGCUGAAGAUUCCGAUCAAGAUGCACCAACAUUUGAUUUAAUUUGUAAGAAAUAUGAUGCACAUUCCCAAGAUGUUAACUGUGUCAAGUGGAAUCCAACAGCUAACAAUGAACUAGUGUCCUGCAGUGAUGAUGGACAAAUUAAAAUUUGGAAGUUUCUGGAUGAAUAACUAAAGUGAUAGCAUAUAUAAUUAGUAAAUAAGCAUAAUUAAACAUAUAUAUUUAAUGCUGUAUAUUUUAUUUGACUUUUUUUGUACAGAAUAAAGUACUUAUAGUUGUGG
Messenger RNA from Pieris brassicae (large cabbage white), 1278 nucleotides. RefSeq names its product probable cytosolic iron-sulfur protein assembly protein Ciao1 (gene Ciao1). NCBI's taxonomy places the organism in Eukaryota, Metazoa, Arthropoda, Insecta, Lepidoptera, Pieridae. Gene Ontology annotation, biological process: iron-sulfur cluster assembly. Bases 160 to 1167 code for a protein of 335 amino acids. The record is from RefSeq and is a predicted model, not a curated record. The transcript has 4 exons. Gene Ontology annotation, molecular function: protein binding. Gene Ontology annotation, cellular component: mitochondrion; cytoplasm; cytosolic [4Fe-4S] assembly targeting complex.